AUGCCACAACUUCACUCUGCUAACUUUCCUGUUACCGAAGACGGACGUACUUACCAUCUUGACUUGGCAAAAGGUAUGAUUGCCAAUCGUAUCAUCACCGUUGGUGAUAUUGCUCGUGCUGAAAAAUAUGCAGGAUUUUUGGAUAAGGAUUCCAUUACUCUUCGUCAUCAAUCUGCUAGAGGAUUUUAUACAAUUACUGGUAAAUAUAAAGGAAAGGACGUUUCAAUUGUUGGUAUUGGUAUGGGUUUUCCAAUGAUGGAUUUCUUGGUUAGAGAAGCAUUAUAUUGUUUUGAAAGUGGAUCAACAGUUGCCAUGUUGAGACUUGGUACAUGUGGUACUCCAGAUAUCAGUGUUCAAACUGGUGAUUAUGUUAUUACUGAAGACUCUAUUUCCGUUAUUCGUAAUCCAGAUUAUUUUACUUUGAAAGAAGAAAACCAAAGUACUGAAGGUGUUAAACCAUACUUGCUCUCUUUGCCAGUUAAAUCUAACAAGGACUUCCAAGAUGCUUUGGAUAAUGCAUUCACACAAUUAGAUCUUCCACAUCAUCGUGGUAGAAAUGCAAUGGGUGAUUCAUUCUACAGUUCACAAGGUAGACACGACGAUAAAUUUGAUGAUGAAAAUGAUCAUAUUGAAGGUAAAUUACAAGAACUUGGAGUCAAGUCAAUUGAAAUGGAAUCAUUCCAAUUGUUGGAUUUGGCUAGAUGUACAAAAACUGUCAAAGUUAAAGCCUGUGCUGCAACACUUGUAUUGGCUCAACGUGUUACAAAUGUAUUUAUUGAUGUAAAUUUGAAAAAUACUAGAGAAGAAAUGAUGGGCAGAGCUGGCCUUGAAGCUAUUAUUAAUGUCGAAUUGUAA
Messenger RNA from Naegleria gruberi, 855 nucleotides. RefSeq lists its product as uncharacterized. Gene Ontology annotation, cellular component: cytosol. NCBI's taxonomy places the organism in Eukaryota, Heterolobosea, Eutetramitea, Acrasida, Naegleriidae. The record is from RefSeq and is a predicted model, not a curated record. Gene Ontology annotation, molecular function: uridine phosphorylase activity. The transcript has a single exon. The coding region runs from base 1 to 855 and encodes 284 amino acids. Gene Ontology annotation, biological process: uridine catabolic process.